Choloepus didactylus (southern two-toed sloth) is the source of this 8977-nucleotide messenger RNA. RefSeq names its product stabilin 2 (gene STAB2). The record is from RefSeq and is a predicted model, not a curated record. The transcript has 69 exons. Gene Ontology annotation, molecular function: calcium ion binding; hyaluronic acid binding. Lineage: Eukaryota; Metazoa; Chordata; Mammalia; Pilosa; Megalonychidae. Gene Ontology annotation, biological process: cell adhesion. Bases 205 to 7851 code for a protein of 2548 amino acids.
CAAGACCCAUGGAUUUGGCCAUUUUUCCUGUCUAGAGGCAGUUCUCAUAUUUCUGCUUGUUCCAUCCAGGAAAAGGAGGGGAAAGGAUUUGAACGCAGACGCAGAAAUGAGAGAGAAUUCACCGGGAGUUCAUCAAACUGAGUUAAAAUAGUUAAAGACUUCUAACAGGUGCCUGGCACAGAGAAGGAGCAAAUAUUUCUCGUAAUGCUGCAGCAUUUAAUAAUUUUUAUUCUUGGAUUGGUUGUGCAAAAUGUCUGUUCCCCAGCUGAAACUACGGGACGGGCAAAAAGAUGCGAUAAGAAUUCUUUUCUUACAAUUAGGACCGAUUGCCGAUCCUGUUCACUCAACUUUGGAAUCAAAUGUCCAAAUGGUUAUACCAAGAUUACCAAUGGCUCUGUAGGGGUUCGAGAUUGCAGGUACACCUUUGAGGUCAGAACACACUCCCUGUCUCUUCCUGGAUGCCGGCACAUCUGCAGGAAGGACUAUCUCCAGCCUCAGUGCUGUCCAGGCCACUGGGGUCCAGACUGCAUGGAGUGUCCAGGAGGAGCGGUGUCCCCUUGCAGUGGCAGGGGCAGCUGUGCCGAAGGCAUGGAAGGAAACGGAAACUGCAACUGCCAAAAAGGAUUUGGUGGAACGGCCUGUGAAACCUGUGCUGAUGACAACUUAUUUGGACCAAGCUGUUCGGGAGUGUGCAACUGUGUACAUGGAGUGUGCAACAGUGGAACAGAUGGCAAUGGAACCUGUGAGUGCUACUCUGCAUACACUGGCCCCAACUGUGACAAGCCUCUCCCCGAGUGUGCAUCCUUACUCUGCCCAGAAAAUUCCAGAUGCUCACCUUCCAGGAAAGAUGAAACCAAACUAGAAUGCAAAUGCCUUCCCAAUUUCAAAGGCGACGGCAAAUACUGUGAACCCAUCAAUCCAUGUUUACAAAACAUCUGCCACCCCCAUGCUCGUUGCACCUACCUGGGACCAAAUCGGCACAAUUGUACCUGCCAAGAAGGCUACCACGGGGAUGGCCAAGUGUGCUUACCGAUAGACCCUUGCCAAGAGAACUUUGGAAACUGCCCUACAAAGUCUACGGUGUGCAUAUAUGAUGGACCUGGGCAGUCUCACUGUGAGUGUAACAAACAUUACCACAGUUUUGUACCUGGAGUGGGGUGCAGUGUGACCGACAUCUGUGAGUCAAAUAACCCCUGUCACAGGAAUGCAAACUGUACCACCAUUGCACCAGGCCAAACUGAAUGCACUUGUCAGAAAGGAUAUGUGGGAGACGGCUCAGUGUGUUAUGGAAACAUCAUGGAGCGACUCAGGGAAUUAAACAUUGAACCCGGAGGAAAAUGGCAAGGAAGGCUGACCUCUUUCAUCUCGCUCCUGGACAAAGCUUAUGCCCGGCCAUUAAGUAACCUGGGACCAUUCACUGUGCUGGUGCCAACAGACAAGGGACUGAAAGGAUUCAAUGUAAAAGGGCUUUUGAUGGAUGAUGAGGCUGCUCUGUACUUUGUGAAACUCCACAUAAUUGCUGGGCAGAUGAACACCGAGCAUUUAAAUAACACAGACAUAUUCUAUACCUUGACUGGAAGGUCGGGGGAAAUCUUCAGCGGUGAUAAGGACAAUCAACUUAAGCUUAAACUCAAUGGAGGCAAAAAGAAGGUAAAAAUUAUCCAGGAGGACCUAGUUGCUUACAAUGGGCUCCUGCACAUCAUCGACAGAGCCAUGGACAAGAUGGCACCCACAUUUGAGAGCAACACUGAGAAAACCAUAAUGACGAUGCUACAACCAAGAUACAGCAAGUUCAGAUCCUUAUUAGAGGAAACCAAUGUGGGACAUGCCUUAGAGGAGGACGGGGUUGGUGGACCAUACACCAUUUUUGUUCCAAGUAAUGAAGCAUUGAAUAACAUGAAGGAUGGCACUCUUGACUAUCUCCUUUCUCCAGAGGGAUCCCGGAAGCUUCUGGAACUCGUCAGAUACCACAUUGUCCCGUUUACCCAGCUUGAAGUGGCCACUCUGAUUUCAAACCCCCACAUACGGAGCAUGGCCAACCAGAUGAUACAGUUUAACACAACCAAGAAUGGGCAAAUUCUGGCAAACGAUGCAGCAAUGGAAGAAAUUGAGGUCGUUGCCAAAAAUGGCCGAAUUUAUACACUGGCUGGCGUUCUCGUCCCUCCCUCCAUUGUCCCAAUCCUGCCCCACCGGUGUGAUGAAACAAAGAGAGAAAUGAAACUGGGCACUUGCGUGAGCUGCUCCCUGGUGUACUGGAGCACCUGUCCUGCCAACUCUGAGCCCACAGCACUGUUCACGCACAAGUGUGUCUACACUGGCAGGACAAGAAGUCUGAAGAGUGGCUGUGCCAGAUACUGUAACACCACUGUGCAGAUCCCAAAGUGCUGCAAAGGCUACUAUGGUCCCGACUGCAAUCGAUGUCCGGGAGUCUUCUUGAAGCCAUGCUCUGGAAAUGGACAGUGUGAUGACGGCCUCAGUGGCAAUGGGACAUGCACCUGUGAGGAUGGCUUCCAAGGCUCGCGGUGUCAAUUCUGCUCUGAUCCCCAAAAGUAUGGACCUCGGUGUGACCAAAAAUGUCUGUGUGUUCAUGGAAUGUGCAAUAACAGGAUAGACAGUGAUGGGGCCUGUCUUGCCGGCACGUGCAGAGACGGCUCUGCUGGAAAAUUCUGCGACAAGCAGAUCUCAGCCUGUGGGCCCUACAUGCAGUUCUGCCAUAUCCAUGCCUCCUGUGAAUACAGCAAUGGGACAGCCAGCUGUGUUUGCAAAGCAGGAUAUGAAGGAGAUGGAAUCCUCUGUUCUGAGAUGGACCCUUGCACAGGAUUAACCCCUGGGGGCUGCAGCCCCAAUGCAGAAUGCAUCAAAACUGGCACCGGGUCCCACAGGUGUGUGUGCCAGCAGGGAUGGACCGGGAAUGGGAGAGACUGCUCAGAGAUCAACAACUGUCUGCUGCCUGGCGCUGGUGGCUGCCACGGCAACGCAACCUGUUUGUACGUAGGCCCAGGGCAGAAUGAGUGUGAGUGUAAGAAAGGAUUCCGAGGCAAUGGGAUUGACUGUGAACCAAUAACUUCAUGCUUGGAACAAACCGGGAAAUGUCACCCAUUGGCCACCUGUCAGUUGACUUCUUCUGGCAUCUGGAGCUGUGUUUGUCGAGAGGGCUAUCAAGGAGAUGGCCUUCUGUGCUAUGGAAACGCAGUCGUGGAAUUGUCAUUUCUCUCUGAAGCAGCUAUAUUUAACCAGUGGAUAAAUGAUGCUUCUCUACAGCCCAUGCUGUCAGCUGCUUCAAACCUUACUAUCCUCGUUCCUACACAACAAGCUAUCAAGGACAUGGACCAAGACGAGAAAACCUUUUGGUUGUCAAAGGGCAAUAUUCCUGCCCUAAUAAAAUACCAUACACUACUAGGCACGUAUGGAGUGGCAGAUCUGCAGAGUCUGUCGUCUUCUGACAUGCUGGCAACAUCUUUGCAGGGCAACUUCCUUCAACUGGAGAAAACGGAUGGAAAUAUCACAAUUGAAGGAGCUUCCAUCAUCGAUGGGGACAAUGCAGCCACAAAUGGACUGAUACACAUAAUUAACAAGGUUCUGGUUCCCCAAAGAAGUCUAACUGGUUCCUUACCAAACCUGCUCACCCGGCUGGACCAGAUGCCCAAUUAUUCCAUCUUCCGGGGCUACAUCAUUCAAUAUAACCUGGCGAAUGCAAUCGAGGCUGCUGAUGCUUACACAGUGUUUGCUCCCAACAACGAGGCCAUCGAGAAUUACAUCCGGGAGAAGAAGGUCACAAGUCUAGAGGAGAGUGUGCUCCGGUAUCAUGUGAUUCUGGAGGAGAAACUCCUGAAGAAUGACCUGCACAACGGCAUGCACCGGGAGACCAUGCUGGGAUUCUCCUACCUCCUUGGCUUCUUUCUCCAUAGUGACCAGCUCUAUGUAAAUGAGGCUCCAAUAAACUACACCAAUGUAGCCACUGACAAGGGAGUGAUCCACGGCUUGGGGAAAGUUCUGGAAAUUCAGAAGAAUAGAUGUGAUAGUAACAACACUACUAUUUUACAAGGGAAGUGUGGGAAGUGUCCCCCACAGCCUGCCUGCCCACCUGGAACUAAACCACUAGAUGCAAUCAUGCGGAAAUGUAUCUAUUACCGUUAUUUCAUGGGAAAGCGAACCUUUUUCUUCGGGUGCCAGUCAAAAUGCGUGAAAACUGUAAUUACAAGAGAAUGCUGUGCAGGCUUCUUUGGUCCCCAGUGCCAGCCCUGCCCAGGGAUAGCUGGGAACGUCUGCUUCGGAAACGGGAUCUGCUUGGAUGGCACAAACGGCACAGGCGUGUGUGAGUGUGGAAAGGGCUUCAGUGGCACAGCCUGUGAGACCUGCAUCGAGGGCAAUUACGGCAUCCACUGCGACCAAGCGUGUUCUUGUGUCCAUGGGAGGUGCAGCCAAGGACCCAUGGGUGACGGCUCCUGUGAAUGUGACGUUGGCUGGCGAGGAGUGAAAUGUGACAGUGAGAUCACAGAAGACAACUGCAAAGGAAUAUGCCACACCAGUGCCAACUGCCUUCUCGAUCCCAGUGGCACAGCCUCGUGCAAGUGUGCGGCAGGAUUCCAAGGGAACGGGACACUCUGCACAGCGAUCAACCCCUGUGAGACCAGCAACGGAGGCUGCUCCGCCAAGGCUGCCUGUAAAAGAACCACCCCAGGAAGCCGGGUGUGUGUGUGCAACGCAGGCUACACAGGAGAUGGCAUUGUGUGCUUAGAAAUCAAUCCGUGUUUGGAGAACAAUGGUGGCUGUGACAGGAACGCAGAGUGCACGCAGACGGGACCCAACCAGGCCGUCUGUAACUGUUUGCCGACAUACACUGGAAACGGCAAGAGCUGCACACUCAUCAACGUCUGCUUAACGAAAAAUGGCGGCUGUAGUCUGUUUGCCAUCUGCAGUCACACUGGAGAAGAAAGGAUCUGUACAUGCAAGCCAGGCUACCUGGGGGAUGGCUUUACCUGCCGUGGCAGCAUUUUUCAGGAGCUUCCCAAGGACCCCAAAACUUCCCAGUAUUUCUUCCAGUUGGAAGAACAUUCUGUGCGAGACCUCACUGGCCCAGGCCCCUUCACCGUCUUUGCACCUUUAUCUUCAGCCUUUGAUAAGGAAGCCCAGGUUGAAGAGUGGGACAAACAAGGCGUAAUGUCCCAGAUUCUGCGGUAUCACAUGGUUGCCUGCCACCAGCUGCUUCUGGAAAACCUAAAGCUGAUCCCAAAUGUUACUUCCCUGCAAGGGGAGUCAAUUGUCAUCUCUGUCUCUCAGGACAAAGUAUAUUUAAAUAAUGAAGCUGAGAUCAUAUCCAGUGAUAUCAUCAGUACCAAUGGAGUCAUCCACAUCAUAGACAAGUUGCUGUCUCCCCAAAACUUGCUUAUCACCCCCACAGAUGUCUCUGGAAAGAUUGUGCAAAAUCUCACAACGGUGGCACUAGAGCAUGGCUACAUCAGAUUUAGCAAAUUGAUGCAGGAUUUAGGCCUGCUGAGUGUCAUCACUGAUCCCAUCCAUACCCCAGUCACUCUCUUCUGGCCCACGGACCAAGCUCUCCAAGCCCUACCCUCUGAACAACAGGAUUUCCUGUUCAACCCGGACAACAAGGACAAGCUGAAGCAGUACUUGAAGUUUCAUGUGAUCCGAGAUGCCAAGGUUUUAGCGGUGGAUCUCCCUAGAUCUGCUCCCUGGAAGACCCUGCAAGGGUCACAGCUGAAUAUAAGGUGUGGAGCUGAUGGCGAUAUCGGCGAGCUCUUUCUGAACAAUCAAAGGUGCAGAAUCGUGCAGAGGCAGCUCUUGUUUGACCUGGGCGUGGCCUACGGCAUUGACUGUCUGCUGAUCGACCCCGGCCUGGGAGGACGCUGUGACACUUUUACUACUUUCGAUGUCUUGGGGGAUUGUGGGAGCUGUGUCAAUACUCCCAGCUGCCCGUCAUGGAGCAAACCAAAGGAUGUGAAACAAAAGUGUCUCUACAACCUGCCCUUCAUGAAGAUAGUGGAAGGCUGCCAACAGCAGUGCACCAUGGUGAUGCAGCUCCCCAAGUGCUGCAAGGGGUACUUCGGGAUAGACUGUCAGGCCUGUCCUGGAGGCCCAGAUAACCCGUGUAAUAACAGGGGCAUCUGCCUCGAUGACUACUUCGCCACAGGAGAGUGUAAAUGCAACACCGGCUUCAACGGGACGGCGUGUGAGCUGUGCUGGCCGGGGAGAUUCGGGCCUGACUGUCAGCCCUGUGGCUGCUCGGACCAUGGACAGUGUGACGAUGGCCUCACAGGCUCCGGGCAGUGCCUCUGUGAAACGGGGUGGACCGGCCACUUCUGCGACACUCAGGCAGAUUUGCCCCCAGUGUGCACCCCUCCUUGUUCCACUGAUGCCGUCUGUAAGGAGAACAACACAUGUGAGUGUAACCUGAACUAUGAAGGUGAUGGCAUCACGUGCACAGUUGUAGAUUUCUGCAAACAGAACAACGGGGGCUGUGCGAAGGUUGCCGUGUGCUCCCAGAAGGGCACAGCCGUCUCCUGCAGCUGCCCAAAGGGCUACAAAGGGGAUGGCCAUAGCUGCACAGCGAUAGACCCCUGCAUGGAUGGCCUCAACGGUGGGUGCCACGAGCAUGCCAUCUGCAAGAUGACUGGCCCGGGCAAGCAGAAGUGUGCAUGCAAAAGUCACUACGUGGGAGACGGACUGGACUGUGAGCCGGAGCAGCUGCCCCUUGACCGCUGCUUACAGGAUAACGGAAAGUGCCACGCGGAUGCCAACUGUGCCGACCUCCACUUCCAGGACACCACCAUUGGCGUGUUCCACUUACGCUCCCCACUUGGCCAGUAUAAACUGACCUUUGACAAAGCCAAAGAGGCCUGUGCCAACGAAGCCGCAACCAUAGCAACCUACAACCAGCUCUCCUAUGCCCAGAAGGCCAAGUACCACCUCUGCUCGGCCGGCUGGCUGGAGGGGGCGCGAGUGGCCUACCCCACGGCCUACACCUCCAAGAACUGUGGCGGGGGCCUUGUUGGGAUAGUAAACUACGGAUUGAGAAACAAGAGUGAAAAGUGGGAUGUUUUCUGCUACCGGAUGAAAGAUGUGAACUGCACCUGCAAGGUGGGCUACGUGGGUGAUGGCUUCUCAUGCAGCGGGAACCUCCUGCAGGUCCUGAUGUCCACCCCUUCGCUCACAAACUUCCUGACAGAAGUGCUGGCCUACUCCAGGAGCUCAACCAGAGGCCAGGCAUUUCUGAAACACCUGACAGACCUGUCGAUCAGCGGCACUCUCUUCGUGCCACAGAACGGCGGGCUGGGGGAAAAUGAGACCCUGUCUGGGCGGGACAUCGAGCACCACUUUGCUAAUGUCAGCAUCCUUUUUUACGAUGACCUCAUCAAUGGUACCGUCCUGCAAACAAGGCUGGGAAGCCAGCUGCUCAUCACGUCCAGUCGAGACCAGCUCCAUCCGAAGGAGACCAGGUUUGUCAGUGGAAGAGCCAUUCUGCAGUGGGACAUCUUUGCCUCCAAUGGGAUCAUUCAUGUCAUCUCUGGGCCUUUGAAAGCACCCCCUGCCCCUGUGACUUCAGCCCAUGCCGGCUUGGGAACCGGGAUAUUCUUUGCCAUCCUCCUGGUCAUUGGAGCAAUUGCUUUGGCUGCAUAUUCUUACUUUCGGCUCAACCGGAGAACGAUCGGCUUCCAGCAUUUUGAGUCGGAAGAGGAUAUCAACGUUGAAGCUCUCGGCAAGCAGCAGCCUGAGAAUAUCUCGAAUCCCAUGUAUGAGAGCACAACCUCGGUUCCGCCAGAACCUUCCUGCGACCCUUUCGCAGACUCUAACGAACCGCAGUCUGACAGCAACGACCCCCUAGGGGGGCUUUGAGGACCCAGACCUCAGCCAUCACCUCCUCAAGAAGGCUGUCAACUGUGAAUUCUCAGCCCCAGUUGCCUUUGGGGAAGGGAAGUUCCUUCACCAUUUUAAAGGAUGAAGCACUUGGAAGCUACACCUCUUCUCUUUGGUUAAUCCGUGGGGGUGGAGGGUGGAGGUGGGAUUUUGUUUCUCUGGGUGAAGGACCAUGUAGUAACAUGGUUCCCAGCCAUCCAUCAGCAAAGGGUGUCUUCUCCCGCCUCUGGCCCUCCAUUGCCCUCCUCUAUACCUUUCAGAUGGCACUAAUUACAUUCUGCCCUUCUUAUGGGUAUCUGUGAGCUUGUCCUAUUUCCCUGUUAGACUGUAAGCUCCAAAAGGCAGGACCUGGGUCUCAUUCAUCUUUGUAUCCCAGCACCUGGCACAGUGUCUGGCACAUGAAAUGUGCUCAUUCAAUGUUUAUGGAACAGAAAUAAAGUCAAACAGAACAAAUCUAGUGUUUGGGGAAACAAAAACUGGUCACCACAGGAGGAAUAGAACAUUGAAGGCAAAACCCACAUAUUAGAGCUAAUCAGAGCCUCAAUUAGUCAACGUCUGCCUUAUGGAAUUCUUUCUUAAUGCAGUUUCUUGUCUACUUUAAGAAGACAUGAUGACCACAAUGAGAUGCCCCUUCACACCCAUGCCAAUGGCUGUAAUCACAAAGAUGGACCAUAACAAGUGUUGGCGAGGGUAUAGAAAAAUAGGAACCCUUGUACGUUACUAGCGGGAAUGUAAAAUGGAGCAGCCACUUGGGAAGCCAGUUUGGCAAUUCCUCACAAAGUUUUAACACAGAGCGACCAUAUGCCUCAGCAAUUCUACUCCUAGGUCUCUAUCAGAGAGAAAUGAACACGUAUGUCCACACAGAAACUUGUACACGAGUAUUCACAGCAGCAUUAUUUAUAAUAACCAAAAAGUAGAAACAGCCAAAUGUCCAUUGGCGGAUGAAUGGAUAAUCCAAUGUGGUAUAUCCUUGCAAGGGAAUAUUAUUCAGCCCUAUAAAGAAAUGAAGUAUUGUUAACAUGCAAUAACAUGGGUGAACCUUGAAAACAGUAUGUUAAGUGAAAGGAGCCAGGUACAAAAGGCCGCGUGUUAUAUGAUUCCAUUU